CAACCAACUAUAAUAGAUUAAAUUCGUGUUUCUUCCUAUGACCGGCAGCGUGUAUCUACGGUACCGGUGGAAAUUAGUAAAAUAUAAAAUGUCGUUCACUAAAUUCCGUUUUCUAUUUUAUAUCACAUAUAGUUGUUUAUUUCUGAAUCUUGUAAAUGCAAACAUUCAGACAUCAUCAAAAAAUACUUUUGCAGAACAACUUACUGAAGAAAAUUGGGAUCGUAUAUUAAUCGGAGAAUGGAUGGUGGAAUUCUAUGCUCCAUGGUGUCCUGCUUGUAAAGCAUUGGAACCAAUUUGGGAACAUCUUGCUUCACAAAAGAAGAAUCUAAAUAUUAAUGUAGCAAAAGUUGAUGUAACUGAUUCUCCAGGACUUAGUGGAAGAUUUAUGGUUACAGCUUUACCAACAAUAUAUCAUGUUAAAGAUGGCAUAUUUAGGCAAUAUAAGAGUCCUAGAGAUAAAGAUUCAUUGAUUGAAUUUGUAUCUGAAAAAACAUGGGAAAAAAUUGAACCAAUUCCUGGUUGGAAAAGUCCAACCUCUAUUCAAAUGUCUCUUAUUAGUCAAUUCUUUAAAAUGUCACAAGUAUUAAGGGGAAUACAUAAUAAACUUAUGGAAGAUUUUGGAUUACCUACAUGGGGAAGUUAUUUAAUUUUUGCUAUUGCUACUAUUGUUUUAGGUGCAAUAUUAGGAUUGUUUAUUGUCUGUUUGAUCGAUUUUAUAUAUCCACCAAAACCUGUGAUGCUUCAAGAAAAAAAGAAACAAAAAGAAGGAUCAGGAGGAUUUAUGCAAGAGAAAAGUAUACAGGAUGAAGAAAUUGUUAAACAUGUUAAAGAUGAUUUAGUAGAUGAAGAAUCUGAACAAGAAGGAUCAGAGACAGAAGAAAAAGAAAAGGAUGUAGAUAAAGAUUCCAAAACUGAACCAAGCAGUCCAAAUGUUCGUAAACGUAAGCCACGUAAAGCUGAUUAGACAUACUAAUUUCUUGUAUGUACAUAUUUAACAUCUGGACAAAAUGAUAAACGAUAUUUAACAGUUUGUAAUGUUAAUUUGUUUUGAUAAAUGAAGACAGUGAUAACAAUACAUGAAUAUUCUGUUUGACAAAAAAAUUGUGAGAGUUCAUGCAAAGAUAUAAAAAUAGACUUCAUUAUUAAUUUAUAGUUA
Apis florea (little honeybee) is the source of this 1156-nucleotide messenger RNA. Its product is annotated as thioredoxin-related transmembrane protein 1. Gene Ontology annotation, cellular component: endomembrane system. NCBI's taxonomy places the organism in Eukaryota, Metazoa, Arthropoda, Insecta, Hymenoptera, Apidae. Gene Ontology annotation, molecular function: disulfide oxidoreductase activity. The record is from RefSeq and is a predicted model, not a curated record.